This is a messenger RNA of Aspergillus ruber CBS 135680, 524 nucleotides long. RefSeq lists its product as uncharacterized. The coding region runs from base 118 to 417 and encodes 99 amino acids. Lineage: Eukaryota; Fungi; Ascomycota; Eurotiomycetes; Eurotiales; Aspergillaceae. The transcript is spliced from 2 exons. The record is from RefSeq and is a predicted model, not a curated record.
UAUUCUCGACAAUUGCUUCGGAUGCUAUAUCAUAAUAAUGACAUUAAGCGAGGCAAAACUGGCUGAAUUUUAAUCCAAUUGCAAGUAUAAAACAAUCAAUUAUAGAGUCGGUCCUGUAUGGAGAUGACAGUCUAUCUUGGAUACCUCUCUAAAAGAAGGAAUGCCAAGCAUCUCAUCUCUCCGCUCAGUGACGUCCCUCUCCAACAAACUAUUACCCCUGCCCUCUGUUUAGUAUCUCACUCUCUUUUCUUCCCUCUUCUAUUCUUUUUUUGGUUGUUAUCUGAUCUUUUUAUCAAUAGCUGUCAUUUAUCCAAGUUGAAAAAGAAGUGCAAAAUACCAGCUAUCGCUAGGUUUCCCCGUUUCUCUCAGUAUAGCCCCCAAAGUCGUCGCAAAAGGGUUCGCUUUAGUCAGAGAUAACUAGGCGCGCUUGUUAAUCCUAGGUCUGGUUGGAGUCGAUGGGUUGCUCUGUCUAUUGUUGUUCUCAGUCGGGUGUUAAGGGUGAACUUCCCACAUGAAACCAACUA